AUGGCAACUCAAAUAAUCAGCUGCCAUAGAAAUGACUCAAAUAACCAAGCAAUCGAUACCCACGCACACGUCUUUGACCCAAGCUUGGGCCCAUAUGCCUCCGGAAGAGCAUACACGCCCGAGGAUGCACCGCUUGAGGAACUGAUAGCGUUCAAUCAAAAAUUAUCAACAGACUCUGAGAUAGGCACAUUGGUUCUAGUUCAACCAUCCCCUUACGAGAAUGACUGUUCAGUCAUGAUGCAAUCCCUUCGGCGACUGAAAGAUGAAGAUACCUGCGCUUUUGGUAUUGUUGUGCUGGACCUUGACAAAACUACCGACACAGAACUGGAAACUAUGCAUUAUCUUGGUGUGCGGGGUGUUCGGCUGAACCUACAGGCGGAUGGGAAAGAAGUUAAUAUCGACAAAUUGGUGCUCGCUCUGCAAAAGACUUCCGAUCGAAUUUGUCACUUGCCUGGCUGGAUCAUUCAACUAUUUGUCCCAGGAUGGUCGUGGGAUCUUCUCUAUCAACCUAUCCUUGGUCUCCCAGUCCCGGUGAUUGCAGACCACCUUGGUGGCAUGCUUGGCCCAUCCAAGUUGCCCUCUUCUUUGCAUUCAUCUUCGACAUCACAACCCGGUUUCGAAUCGCUGCUAUCGCUCGCAAAACAGUCCUGCGUAUAUGUGAAGAUCUCGGGGCUAUACCGCAUGUCCAAUGAGCUCUCGUCGAACUUCAGGGACCUGGAACCCAUCGUUCGGACGUUUGCCCGGGAAAUUCCAGAUCAAGUCAUUUGGGGAAGCGAUUGGCCACACACCGGGGAUGGAAAGAACAGAUCAAAGGACAAAUUGAAAUGUAAAGAGACAUUCAGGGUUAUUGAUAAUUAUGCUAUUAUGGAGCAAUUGCAGACUUGGAUGGGCGGUGAUGUGUAUAGAAAAAUGUUGGUGGACAAUCCGGGUCGCCUGUAUACCUAG
This is a messenger RNA of Penicillium cosmopolitanum, 945 nucleotides long. Its product is annotated as amidohydrolase 2. Bases 1 to 945 code for a protein of 314 amino acids. The transcript is spliced from 3 exons. The record is from RefSeq and is a predicted model, not a curated record. Lineage: Eukaryota; Fungi; Ascomycota; Eurotiomycetes; Eurotiales; Aspergillaceae. Gene Ontology annotation, molecular function: hydrolase activity.